AAAACGGAGGACGAAUUAUUCCGCAAAAAACUCAUCACAUUCGAGCAGUUCUCGGAAAAUCCUCAAUUACUGAACGAUAAGAAUUUGAUCUUAAAAUGUAACAAUCGAUAUUACACCUGGCCCAACGCUGCGCCUUUAAUCACUUCCUUAAUUGUGUUCAAUAAACCGCUUCCUGAAACAACGGAAACGAAAUCAUCUGGCGAUCGUUUGGAAGACUUGAGUUCACCAGAUCGACGGAAAUACAGUUUACGAAAUUGGAGUCAUUGGUGGACUCGAUCUGCUAGUUCGCAACAUACAGGUUCGAAAGAAAUAAUUAAAGAGGAUCCUAAAAAUGAAGACAAGAAAGAAGCUACUUCUCAAGAUGCAAAAAAACCGACAAAAUUUUAUGCAAAAACCCUCCGUCUAACUUCUGAUCAACUGAAAAGUCUCAACCUAAAAAAAGGUGUCAACACCAUGUCCUUUUCGGUUCCCUCAUCAUAUCAAGGCAAGGCUACUUGCGCGGCAAAACUAUUCUUUUGGGAUUAUGAUGUUCAAAUUGUUAUAUCUGACAUUGAUGGAACCAUCACAAAGUCCGAUGCACUUGGUCAUGUCUUUACAAUGAUAGGAAGGGAUUGGACUCAUUCGGGGGUUGCAAAAUUAUAUUCGGACAUUCGAAGAAAUGGCUAUCAAAUAUUAUAUUUAACGAGUCGAGCUAUUGGUCAGGCAGACUAUACAAGGGAUUACUUGGAAAAAGUCAAACAAGACAAGUAUCAAUUGCCUGACGGUCCUGUGAUAAUGUCACCCGAUCGUUUAUUAACGGCUUUUCAUAGAGAAGUGAUAAUGCGUAAACCGGAGGUUUUCAAGAUGUCAUGUUUACGAGACGUGCAAAAGUUGUUUGGGGAUAGGAAUCCAUUUUUCGCAGGAUUUGGAAAUCGGAUAACGGAUGCCUUAUCUUAUCGGAGUGUGAAUGUAUCGCCGUCGAGAAUCUUCACUAUUGAUUCUAAUGGUGAAGUAAAACUCGAGUUACUAUCGGGAUAUAAGUCUUCAUACGUUGAUUUAAGUGAUCUGGUUGACCAAAUGUUUCCUCACAUUGGCAGUAACAAGUGGGAUACAGUGUACAACGACUGGAAUUACUGGAAAUCUGACAUUCUGGAGGUCGAACUUCCUCCGGAAAUAUAUGAUACAAUGGCAUUGACACCAUCGUCACCAAAAAUAUCCCCCGAUUCUCCAAGAUUAGGAAUGAUUCGAACGUUAACCGGAGGUAUUUCCGGCGGUAGUAACGGGCAAAAGUCGUCACGAAAAUCAACUCAAAAUCCCUCGUCAGGAAAGCUAGAAGGUUUCAUCCCUUCAUCUUCGCAAAAAUCAUCUGAUAAUUUAGCAAACAUUGGUGUGAAUGGUGAUUACGAGAAUGGCAUGAAUACUCUGCAGGAGAAGCGUCUAUCAUAUGUUGGAGAUGUUGACAUGCCAGGUCGAAUGAACAUAAUUCCCGAAAAUGAAGAAAUCGAAAUUCCUUACGGAUAUGAUGAAUUUGAGGACGGUGAUGACGAAGAAACACAGUAUUCGACGGAUAAUCAAGACAACGAAUAUGAAUACUCGACCGAUGAUCAGGAUGACGAAUAUGGAGACGAAGAUAUACCCGCGGAAAUUGAUUUGUCGGACAUACCCUAUUAG
Molecule: messenger RNA, 1650 nt
Organism: Acaulospora colombiana
Lineage: Eukaryota; Fungi; Glomeromycota; Glomeromycetes; Diversisporales; Acaulosporaceae
Source: the annotation of a GenBank genome assembly